Molecule: messenger RNA, 10547 nt
Organism: Mobula hypostoma (lesser devil ray)
Lineage: Eukaryota; Metazoa; Chordata; Chondrichthyes; Myliobatiformes; Myliobatidae
Product: homeobox-containing protein 1-like
Exons: 10
Coding region: 328-1563 (411 amino acids)
Biological process (GO): positive regulation of DNA-templated transcription
Cellular component (GO): nucleus
Molecular function (GO): double-stranded telomeric DNA binding
Source: RefSeq, a predicted model, not a curated record
UGGUGUUGUUGAUCAUGGCGGGUGUGGGGCAGACAAAGGCGUUGUUGUUCCGUCUUCAACUGGAGAAUUAAACAACUUUUUGAUGUUUUUUGUUCAAAUGUAUGCGUCUAGAUGAAGGAAUUACUCCUUGCUGAAAAGAAUUCUCUCAUAUUUAAAUGGAUGAGGGUUUUACACUAAUCACAGAGGAAGCUGAGAAGCUGGUGGACCAUUACCCUCUGCCCUGCAUUCCAUGAGCAAUCUCAUCAUUCCACGGACUUGGUGUCAGCAGAUGAAAGUUCCAUGGGCCUCUUGACAUAGUACAAAUGUGGACAGAAAAGCUGCACCAUAAUGUCGCACUAUACGGAUGAGCCUCGGUUUACCAUUGAGCAGAUCGACUUGCUUCAGCGGCUCCGUCGGAGCGGGAUGACCAAACGGGACAUCAUCCAUGCUCUGGAGACCUUGGACCGUCUCGACCAGGAGCAUGCGGAAAAAUUUGGCAAGCGACACUGCUACGGCAACAGCCACUCUUCCUCCGGCAGUAGCAACCACUUCACUGCCUCGUCCUCCUCUGUCACAGCUGCCACGCAGACCCCGUACAGCGGCACGUCACCAUCACCAAGCAACAGCUAUGAUACCUCCCCACCCCCGUGCAGCACUCACUUGAAUGGGCGGGAGAGCAAUAACAACGAGAAACUGCCCAUGGUCAAUGGUAGGCUGUCACCCAGCCGUUUCCACAGUAACGUCAACCAGAGGACGUGCAACUUCCAUCCAGUGGAGGAAGAGAUGGACCUGGAGGAAAGAGUUGAGGAGCUCAUGAGGAGAGACAGCACCACUGUUAAAGAGGAGAUUAAGAAUUUUCUUUCCAAUCGGAUGAUUUCCCAGACGAUCGUGGGCCAGGUCACAGGGAUGAGCCGAAGUUUCAUUUCCCAGUGGCUUUUGCAGCAAGGACUGGACAUGUGUGAGCCCAAGAAACGGACGCUGUACCGAUGGUACCUUCUGGAGAAACUGAGCCCAGGAGCCACCUUAAACAUGAGGCCUGCCUCCUCCACCACAGAAGACCCUGAGUGGAAGCAGUCAACGCCGGCCAAUGUUGCAACCCCGGGCAACUUUCGGCUCCGCAGGGGCAGUCGCUUCACCUGGCGCAAGGAAUGCCUCACAGUGAUGGAAAGUUACUUCAAUGAAAACCAAUACCCAGAUGAAGCUAAGAGAGAGGAGAUUUCAAACGCUUGUAAUGCAGUCAUCCAGAAGCCAGGCAGAAAGCUGACAGAUUCUGAACGUGUAACUGCCCUGAAAGUCUACAAUUGGUUUGCCAAUCGGAGGAAGGAGAUCAAAAGGAGAGCAAACAUUGAAGCAGCAAUCCUAGAAACGCAUGGUAUCGAUGUACAGAGCCCAGGUGGAUAUUCCAAUAGUGAUGAUGUCGAUGGGAGUGAUUUCCUGGAGCAGGAUGACAACACAAGUCACAGCGAUCCCCAGCAAGAUCCCAUCUCGCUCGCUGUUGAAAUGGCCGCAGUCAAUCACUCCAUCCUGGCCCUAGCCAGACAAGGAGGUGGUGAGAUCAAGAGGGAAGUGGUUGAAGAUGACUGAAAUCGUGUCAUGAAACAAUUGAGAUUUGGUACAUCAUUGGACUACCCUAUCCUUAAUGUAAUCUCAAUAUAUCUGUGCGUGAUCUUAUUUUGAACUAGUUAAUAGGGUGCUCUUCAUUCGAUUGCAGUAAGUUAUCCUGCUCGGAGCCUUGGGCAGAAUUGUGCCUCUCACCUAGCAGCUCUCCGCAGUGCUGCAUUGAGAAGCUGCUGCAGUAGGGAACAUUCCUGCGGUCCUCUCACCCCAGCAUGACACCUUCCCGAGCGCAGUGCCUGGAAUCUCCACACAAUGCUUUUCAGGCCUCUGCUGUCUUAGCUCAACAAGUCUUCUCAGCCUCUGCCGGCCCUCUGCUCUGUAAGUGCCCCCCCUUGUUCCGGCUGAGGGAGCUUCAGCUUUCCAGCGCUGUGGUCAUGAGGUGGAUGAAUGGAUUGCAGCCUCCAUUUCCAAAUGCACCUCCCUCACCCAAGUCUGCCUGGAAUUACUGUAUCCAGCUGUAACUUCUGUGACCAAUGUGGGAACUGAACUCCGGCAGGUGCAGAUACACAUCUGACUGAGGAGUGCAGGCUCAUCUCCAAGCUUGUAGGGAGGAAGGAAGAGUUCUAGCAAGGUGCAGUGUUUGUCUUCCAUACCAACGCAAAAAUUGACAGUAGAUCUGAACAUGCAGUCACUGAGAUGGGGAAGGUCGCUGCUAAUGUCUGAAUGAAGAAUAACUAGACCUACUAUACCACUGUUACCAGACCAACAGUGAAAAUCAUAGAGGCCAAACGCGACAGAAUGCCAUCUGGGAUGAAUUCCACAGUCAGCCCAGGACUCUGUGCCGCAGCAGUGACCUGGCAGAGACUGAAUCUGCUGCAGUUGAUGACCUGAUCAUUCUGUUAAAGUGGCAAGAGGAAGUCAUUAUCACGUAGAUCAACACUGCCACAGCAGACAUCAACUAACACACCACUGAUGAGCCACUUUGAGUUAAAGGGAGAUCCAUUUUCAGCCCAGUUGUUGCAUGGUCCAAGGAAACUUCGAGAGACACGGUUAGCUCAUCAGUUCUGUUUCAUUGCAUGGCUUCAUGCAAGCCAUCACUCACAGAGGAAUUCUCAGAAACAAGUUCUAUCCUGGAAGUCUCAGAUUGCACAGAAUGAAUUGUGAUCGUGAGUUACCAUAUGGUUCUCAGUGGGUGAGGCUGGGGAUCAUGGCAGUUUCUCCACCACAUCAACUCCGGCACAAGUUGUAUGUGGUGUUGGGACUGAAGCAUAGAGGGACUCACUACUUCCCAGGAGAGUUGGAGGGAAGAGAUGGAAGUUAAGAGAUCCCAUUACUGUGUGGUAACAUAGAUAAAUGUUACCUGCCUCUCUGAAAAAGGGAUGUUUACUAAAUUUCUUUAGCCCAACUCGGAAAACGCAGUUCUAGUACGGAAUACAGGUUUGGGAAUGUGGUGGGUGUGUAAUCAAACUUGGGCAGAUUUGUAGAGAAGAUGCAGUCAUACUGACACCGAGAUGAAUUCCCUGUCUAAUAGAACCAUUACUUUCAAAGUAAAAUACCGCCGAUGCUAGAAAUACUCAGCAGGCCAGGUAGAGAGAAGAUAGGAGAGAUUUCAGGCUGAACAUGGUAUCAGAAUAAAGAAAAGUUGCAGGUACAACAAAAGAAAAAAAAAGCAUCUUCUCUAUAAACACCAUCUUUCAUAAUGAGCAUUUUCAAUCACUUUUGGGCAUCUGUGGGCAGUUAUGCUGCGCCACACCCUUUCAUUCCACAAUUUCUUGGGAUAUAGGUUAAAAUGCAUCUGCUUUGUCUCCCUCUUCCCAAUCACACACUAAAUGCAGGCAUCUUUUUUUUUGUUCCCUGAAUGGUCCUGGUAGAUACAGCAAGACUUGGCAAUCUCGUACAACUGUCAGUGGUGAUUCAGACUAUAAAGGGAAACAGUCUACUGAAACCAUUUUUGUUCCUUAGCCGAUAGGCAUUGAUUUCAUAUUGAAGACAUCGCCACCAUUGAGUGUUAGAAUCUGGGGUGAGUAAAUGGGAUUGGUAUGGGAGUAAGUGGUAUUUGAUAGUCAAUGCAAUCUUGAUGCUCUAAAGGGCCUGUUGCUUGCUAUAUGUUUUGAGAGAGGCUGCCAUCAGAACCACAAGAUUGAAGCAUCAUUUCAGAACAACUUCUUGCAUUAAGCAAGAAUCUGCAGGAAGAAUUUGGCAGAUAAAGCAGCAUCUGAUGGGAAAAGGGGAUGUGAGGAACAUUAGAUGUUCUAAACACAAAACGUAGUGGAGAUAUAAGAACACCACACACAAAAUGCUGGAGGAACUCGGCAGGUCAGGCAGCAUCUAUGGAAAUGAAUAAACUGUCGAUGUUUCUGGCCAAGACCUUAUCGGGAAACAUCAAGUCCUGAUAAAGUGUCUCGGCCCGAAACGUUGGCUGUUUAUUCCUCUCCUUAGAUGGAACUCUGCCUGGCCUGCGGACUUCCUCCAGCAUUUUAUGUGUGUUACUGUGGAUUUCCAGCAUCUGCAGAAUCUCUUAUGUUAGGAAUUGUAGAUGUUUUGGGUUGAAACCCUGCAUCAAUCCUGACAUCUGAUUAUUUUGAAUUUUCACAUAACAAGAGUUUGGCUCCACACCAACGAUUCCUUUCCUCCCUCAGGUGCUGCUUAACCUACUGAGUUCCUCAAGCAGAAUUUGCAGCCUUAGGUUCCAGCACCUACAGCCUCUUGUGUCUCAAUGUCUUGCAUUGGUUUUGCAAGUGUGGGCACUGGGGCAAACUGAUUGCUAUCGAAGAGAGAGAUUUAGUUCUCAUCUAAGCAGCUGGGAAAAGAUGGAGAUACGUUAUUCUUUCUUUUCAGGGUCACAGAUUAUUUCACAUUAAUAAUCAUGAACCAUACUUGUGAAGUUACAUACAGUAUCCAUUUUGUGCUUAGUCAGUGAUGAGAUGAAAGACAAAUUGAUCUGCUUUUGAUGGUUGAAGGUUUUCUACAGUGCCAUUCAUUGAUAGAAUAUUGGAAAGAGUGAAAAAUCUCAAGAGCGGGGAUUCUCAGUGUUUUUAUGCUGUGGACCCUCACCAUUAACCAAAGUGUCCAUGGGCUGCAAGUUGGGAACCCCUGCUCUAGAGCUUUAAUAGCCGGGCUGUCAGUCUCCUUGCAUUUUCACAUCCACCUACCUCUUUUAUAAGCACUGAGUACAAACACUGAAGCCGCCAUGUUAGCAAAGAACAUUAAAGUCAUGUGUACCUUAUAACGUCAAGGAUUAACUUGCUUGAAGAUAUCAAUUAAAUGCUACUGAUUACUAUAAAAUUCCAAAUAAACUAAAAAAUCAUAACUUCUCAAUUAGAUGUUCGUGUCCACAAACAAGACACACUUUUGCGGGUGAUACUAACUUAAUAUGAUCAGAAACUUGGGGCUGCUGUGGGUUCAACUGUGUAACCAGAUUUGGUGAAAGAACGAGGAUAAUUUUAUUCUCAGCUUGCCUGUAGUAUUCAAUAAUUUAUCCUACCAUCAUCUUUGGAGCACCGUUAACUUGGUUAGGACCACAUUUACCUUAGCUCACUGGAACUGGCUUCUCUCCCACCUGCAUUGUAGGAGAGACAGGGAAGAGUUGUUGAGUUGAGAUUGAUGGGAUUUCUGAUAGCUAGCAUAGACUUGAUUGGCCGUAUGAACUUACAGGCUGUGUAAAAUGAUAUAGUUACAUGAUAGAACAAGUGGGAGAAUUCCUGGGGCAGUAGGCUGGAGAGUUUCAGCAGUCUGGGUGAUCCAUGAUCUGGAUGAAUGCAAGUUGAUCUCACUGAAACAUUCAAGCCCUUACAGGCCCGGCAGUGCAGACUGGGAGGUGGGAUGUUUAGUAGUAGUAGUAGUAGUAGAAGCAGUAGUGCAAUCACUCAAGUAGAGUAUGAAAUUCCCCUUAGGUGUUGUCCAUUGGUGAGUCCUCAGCUGGCUGUAGAGGCUGAUCUGGGAUCUACAUACUCUGGUGCAGUGUGUAAGUGGUGACUGUGGUCAGUGGUUGGGCCUUUUGUCUGUUCAGACUCUCCUGUCACAGCUGCCGUUUGUUCUCUGUGGCACAGGGGAGGUCGCUCUCAUGUAGCACAGCUCCCUCUUGAACAGAUUUCCUCCCAGUGCAUCUAUUGAGUGCAAAGUCUCCCCAGUUUUUAGAUGUGAUGUUGAAUUUCUUCAGGCUGAUUUUGAUGUGAUCUUUGAAGUGUUUCCUUUGCCCACCUUCCUUCAACUGGGAGUAAAGGAUGUGUUUGGGGAGAUGUGAGUUAGGGAUCCGGAUGGCAUGACCUACCUCCAUCAGAGUUGGUGUGGUUUAUCAUGGUGGAGAUGCUGUUCAUGUUGGCCUCCUCCACUGCACUGGCGUUAGUGUGUCUGUCCUUCCAGAUGAUCCUCAGGAUCCUUCGUCAGGCUCUGUGGUGGAUCCAGGGCUUUCAGAUGCCUACUCUAGGGUCCAUACAGUAAUGUAGAAAGGAGGACUGCUCUAUAGACCACAAGCUUUGUUUGGACCCAUAGGUCAUGAUCCUCAAAGACUCUUCCUUAAUCUUGCAUAGGCCCCACUAGCACUACUCAGGUAGCAUGAUAGAUUCAGGUCUGAGAGUCUGACAAGAUCAGCCAGACACUUUGGGUCCUCGAGACUAGUGAAUGUUCAGAUUUCUCUGUGGAGCCUCCAUUCUGAGCUUAUUCCAGGUUGAGUUGUAAUCAGUAAGGUAAUGGGAUCAGUGCAGGACAGUGGCUCCAACAUGAAAAGUCUUGUGGAGGACCAGGUGGGGAACUGAAGAGCCUUCUCCUGUUUCUCAUAAACACAAGAGAUUCUGCUGAUGCUGGAAAUUUCGAGCAAUAUACACAAGAUGCUGGAGGAAGUCAGCUGGUCAGGUAGCACCUAUGGAAGGGAAUAAACAGUCAAAGUUGUGGACUGAGACUUUUCAUCAAGACUGGAAAGGAAGGUAGUUUCUUCCCACCUCUCCUUUCUCUCUUUUUCAUUCCCCUUUCUGGUUUCCCCUCACCCCUUCUAUUUUCCUCACCUGUCCGUCACCUCCCUCUGCUCCCCCUCCUCCUUCCAUUUCUCCCAUAGUCUGCUCUCGUAUUAUAUUCCUUCUUCCGCCCUUCAUUUCCACCUAUCACCUCCCAGCUUUUCACUUCCUUCUCCCUCACUUGGCUUCAGCUAACAUUUGUGUACCUGUACUCCUUCCCCUCCCCCCCCACCUCCUUAUUCUUCUGCCCCUUCCUUUCCAGUCUCAGUCUGAACCAUCAGCUGUUUAUUCCCCUCCAUAGAUGCUGCCUGACUUGCUGAGUGCCUCCUCUUCCUUUGAAUUUCUGAGCUCCUGGGUCCUCAGUUCAUUAGCGAUCCUCUCAGUGUUGUUGUAGAUAGGAGGAAGAGUUCUACCAUCAGAUGUCUCGGACCCAUUGCCCAUGUGAAGGCACCAUUCAUUGCAAUGCUGACCCAAUGAUGUCGGAACUGUUAGUUAUUUAUUGUUCAUAUCACUUUCCUGUGUUUGCCUACAUGCAGGACAGAUUGAACUAGUUUCCUGAUGAACAGCCCGCUGGUGGACCCGUGAGGAAAAGGGAGCGUGCUCCAUGCAGUCUCAAUCACACAAAGAAUCUGGUGUCAGGAGUAGCCAACCUCUCCCACCCAUCAGUAUCAUCAUGGGCAGUCUGACUCUCGUGUGUGAUGCUCAGCAGAAUCUCAUGUUCAGGAGAUUUAUCCUUACUCAGUCUGUCCACUUCCUGCACACUGAUGCAGCCCAAUAUGCUACGGCACGUUCUGAUUAAUUCUGCUCUUGCCAAUAAUACUCCCAGCUUGGAGUUUUUAAAAACAUUCUCAGUACUUCCGAAGUGUAAUCCAAGAUUACAAAACUAGGGGCACAGUGAAAUUAAAUUCAAUUUAAUACUCGAGUGUAGGUGUUGUUUUGUGAAUGUCACAUUAAAAUGCUUGAGCAGAUCAAACCAUUGGAAUGUGGCUCCGUUAUCACUGUGCACAGCCAUGUAGAGCUGCUGCCUUCUGCUUUCCCAGGCAGAGAUCUGUACCUUUGACCAUUAACCCAGCACUGUGCUUUCUGGUGGCUGCACUCCACCUGAGAGCAGAGCGUGCCGAUGGACUGGGCUGCCCACUGGACUGUGAAGCUGGUUUCAUCCAUCACCAGGGUUUUUAAUUCCAGUCCCUAGAUUGUGCCGAAACAUCAAUGUCGUCAGACAUCCUGAUUUUCUGCAGGAGUUGUCCUUACUCCCACCCCAUUCCCAAACGGCACUCAACCUCCUUACAGUAAUAUUCCUGAUAACCAAUUGAAGAUGGAGGUAGUUCCCUCUGAAACUAUGUGACUGACUUGAUUCACUAACAUCCUUCAGGGUAACAGACCCACUGAGAUCUAGGCUACCACAGACUCCUUCCAGCCUUUAGCAACACACACAAAACACGUGAGGAACUCAGCAGGCCAGACAGCAUCUGUGGAGAGGAAGAAACAGUUGACAGUGUGGGUCGAAACCCUUCAUGCGUCAACUAUUUAUUCCUCUCCCUAAUACCUGACCGGCUGAGUUCCCCCAGCAUUUUAUGUGUCACUCUGCAUUUUCAGCAUCAGUAAAAUCUCUUGUGUUUAUAAUUCCUCCUACGUAACAUUUAAUGCUCAUUGAUGUUAAGGUAUUAUUACAAGGUGCUGAACAAAUGUGGCUUGGCCUGUGUCCUUGUUACAUACUGAAUGUAAUGUUAGAAUAGAGCCACAAUACAGCAGAUAGCUAGAGGUAGGAUACUUCAGAUAAAUUACCUAUCCUGAACAUUAGACAGUUAAACAUUUUAUAUUAUUGAUUGUUAAUAUUCAUCCUGGUGGUGUUUAGUUUCAAUAAUUUGAUGUGGUAACUUGAAACAUCACAAACAUGAGCUGGUGUAACUAAUCCCGGAAUCCUGUUCAGGAAGUGUAAUUCUCAUGAAAAAGCAGGAACACAAUGCAAGCUAUGCUCCAUGAGUGACAGUGCAAUCCUUGUCACAUCAAGCCAUUUGCCAGUAAAGAGCUUUUUGUCAUGGUUUGGACUCUUGCUUCUAGAGACAGUAGAAAUAGUGAAGGCUAUCACUGUGGUCCUGUCAGAAUACCAACUGAUCAUAGCCUUCUGGCUAACUACUUCCUUGCACCUUCAGAAGAUUUAGUUCAAUCUUACCUGCAGUAGAGACACUGUUCUUUGGUUUGUCCUGUAAUAAGUUGAUGUAUUUUUCUGCUAAGCAGAAAGGAAAUAUGCUGCAUAUUAAUGAAGAACAUGAAAUGCCAGAUUUCUCAUCUUACAUAUAGGUAUUAGCUAUUUUAGCAGGUGUGUGUUUGGUAAUUUGAUCCUUUGUACUGGCAUAGAGCAGGGACAUACUAUUUUCACUGGUGGUAACAGACAGAUUUGCAUUCAUUUGAGGAAAAUUACUCUUAAAGGGGAGUCAAUAAGGGACUGAGUGAUCCUUUCUAAUUAGCGUCUCAGGGUUGGUACUGGGACAUACAAGCACUUCCACUCCCCACCGCACUCAGGAGUUGAGAGACAAAGGGGGUGGAGUUUAGUUCUGGGUUUUCAGAACCAGUCAUUACAAUCACUAGCUGAUAUGGAAGGCCUCUUCAACCCUGAAAUCUGCUACUGCUAUAACCAUCCUCUUUAAUGACAGAUGCCAAUUACUCCUCAACAUUGCUUACUGCAAACCUGUUUGUGAGUGGGAAUCACAGGUACCCAGAGAAGCAAAUCAUCUUAGAACAAAGAACUCACACAGCACAGCUGGUAGUUGUUGGGUGGAGCGGACAGCCAUUCAGCCCAUCAAGUCAGCUCCAUCAGUCCCAGUACAGGAAAUAAACCCACUUAUUUAUACAAUUUAUUUAAAUUUCUCUUUUAAAAGCUCCAAGGGAUUCUGCCUCAAUCGGUCCCCAGAACAUUCCAUGUUUCUACCCUUUCCCCUCACUUUGCUGACAAUGUUUUUCCCCCCCACGAAAGGGAAAGUGAUGAAUAUUUCUGGCCCUACCUCAGCAUUGUGGUGAAGCAGAUGAAAUUUAGUUUGUCCUUCCUGUUCUAAAAGCAUUCUUGAGUACAUAUUAAUUGCUGGUGUCUGGAAGCUUCACCACCUCCCUUGCCACAGUUCAAAAAGGAACCUUGAUAGUCCUGGUUAAAGCAUAAGGAGAGCAUGAUCAUCCCAUGCAUAUCCACACCAGUUUUAUUCCUCCCACAGCUUAGCAGAGUGAGAUCCGCUCUCUGUGCCAAGAAAUUGGGCAAAGUCACAUUUCUGGAUCCUUUUCCCUGCAGCCAAGUUAUUGCCACAGCUCUGUUUCACCACAGUUCUGGCCCAUUCUCAGCAUUUUAAUUGACAAAGUGUGGAUGACAAGUAUCAUGUUGAGUAUUUUUCCAACAUAAGUAGCAGCUUCAAGCUAAUAUGGUUUGACCCUUGAAGUGUGAUCUCUGAAAACAUUUCUGUCUUUUGUUUCCCACAACUCCCAGAUUCCAUCCUCAUAUUGUCACCUGAAAUAGGGACCAUGCAGUCAGAUAAAACACUGUCAGCUGGUAAAUUUUCACAAAGACCACAUCAAGCAGGUGGUAAUUUAAAAUUAUCCCAAUCAAGUGGCUGAACAAAAUCGGUUUAGUUUAGCCACUGUGUUUCCAUAGCCAGGCUAGGUGAAGCAAUGAAUGUUGUGACCCACAUCUAAAAAGCAGGCUUUGACAGAUUUGUUUUGGCAAGGGUAUGGAGGGGUGAAAAGGGCUAAGGGAGGUGAUGGAGGACAUGUAGGAAAUGUGACAGGUCUGCAUUAAAAUGGUCACUUGAUUUCCAAACUGGAAGCUGAACAGGAUAAUCUUUAAAAGCCUUAGUUUUUUUUUUAACAAAUGUAAUAUGCUGAGCAGGUGUAUUUUCAUUUGAGUCCUGUAUAUGUUUUCUGUUCCUAUUCUGGAUUAGUGCCUUUUUUGGACAGUAGACUGUUCUGCAAAAAAAAAGUAAAAAUGUCAUGAUGCUGUUUGUACAGUUUGUUUUAACAAAUUAUUAUUUUGUAAAAUUUUGGUUAAAUCUCUGUAUUGUACUAAGUAGGAAAAAUAAA